GGGAGAGGAAACACUGCGCAACAGUGCAGCAAACUCCCAGAUAUAUCCAAUUAUCUGUGGAGUAUCUGGGAGUAUACAGGAGUCCCGGAUACACCGCUUUUCCCGCAGUGAGCAUUGGGGUGUUUCAUCACAGUUCAAUCAAAUCAUUUAGAUAACAGCUAAAAAAAACCUAUUUCGGAUGGACAUACACUUCAACAUUGGUACAUAAAUGAGUUAGAGCUUUCGCUGAACACUAGAUGGCAGUAGUUAAGGCUCCACCUUUGGCAUGCCAAAAAACGAUAUGGUCACACAGCAGAAGAAUAAUCUCCUAGGUAACGGCUACCAAGCGGCGGUAGAAGCUAAACUACAUGUUUGAGGCAGCUAACGUCUGUUGAUACUACCUUGUGCCAACUUGGAUUUCCGUUUUGCUGAUGUAAUGUAUCCUUGCACAAAGAAAUCGUCAAAACCUUUGUUUUCUUUUUAUCAAAGAAAUAAAGCUAUGGUUCGCUGAAAACUCUAGAACUUAUGCUAUAUUCUUAUUUCACCUGUAUCGCUAGCUAGCCAGCAAGCUAACUAAAUACAGUUACCUUCAUCAGGGAUUUAGUUAACCUUUCUUACAGAAGAGUUGCUGGCUACGUACACGCACUGUGAGUUUCGAUGUAAGCGAACGGCUAACAUGCUGUGGAACUGAUGGAUGUACACUCAAUUCGUCCAGGUUUGAAUCAGAGAAGUAAUCAGGUUAAAAUUGGGUAAUGACAGACUGGAGAGAAGUGUUCGAACGAACCAGAGCGGUUCCACCCCACAGCCAGACCGCCCGACAAGCUGACAAACCUUCCCAAGGUUUUCAGCUCAGCUUCAAGCACUUGGAUGGAGCUUCUGUUUUUCAGAAAACGUCCAGCUUCCAGCUGCGGGUGUCCUUCUUCGAUACCGUCCACCGGUAUUUCUUUGGGAGGACUUGGAGGAGUCCGCCUCACGACUCUACUGCUGUUCUGGAACAUAGUAGCAAAGUUGCUAUUGAUGAGGUACAUAUAAACACAUUAAGAACCCCACAAAGAACAUGACUUCCUCAGUCCGUGAUGAGGUACAUAUAUUCUUCCCAUGAAAAUCUAGUUAGAGGGUAAGAGGGCCACACAAGGGAAAUAAACAAGAGAGAUGGACGGUUCACAUGUUCACAUUACCUCGGCCUUGGCGAAGGUCGACCCACUCUAAGUGCCCCUCUAGUUUCUUUGUCUUGUGUUUUUAUUUUAUUUGUCAGCGAGAGAUUGUUGUGUCCACCAGGGAUAGGGCAGAGUGAUGGAGACAUCAAUGAGACAUCAUGCUGGAACUGUUUCUACCCGAGUAGCCAACCGUGGCAAAGCAAUGCGCGAAGACUCUAGUUUGUUUGUUUACAGUCUUCUUAUCCUCGUCAUCGUACUGAACGCUGAAUCCAAAAUGUUCCCACAGAGCAGAUUGGUAUCAAUUUGUUGUUAGCUGAUUAACUCAUACAGCAAUACCUUUUUGUCCACUAGGUGGCAGCACAAA
Clupea harengus (Atlantic herring) is the source of this 1500-nucleotide messenger RNA. RefSeq names its product nephrocystin-4-like (gene nphp4). Gene Ontology annotation, biological process: protein localization to ciliary transition zone; negative regulation of canonical Wnt signaling pathway. Gene Ontology annotation, cellular component: ciliary base; cytoskeleton; ciliary basal body. The coding region runs from base 732 to 1040 and encodes 102 amino acids. The record is from RefSeq and is a predicted model, not a curated record. The transcript is spliced from 3 exons. NCBI's taxonomy places the organism in Eukaryota, Metazoa, Chordata, Actinopteri, Clupeiformes, Clupeidae.